AUGGUAAGAUGAAGAACCGGAGUUGUGCUGAAUGACGGGAAGAGCACAUAUACUCGUAACUCAAAUACAUUGGCCUCUAGUGGCCUUUGUACUCGAUAAGAUAGAGAAUUAGCCGGUCGGUCAUUGAGCCGUCGACGUAUAAGAAGGGUGUUCAAGCGCAACAACACCAGUACCGCUACUACCGAAGCUUAUCAAUGCAGAGUAUCAAACUCAUCCUCAUCACUGCAAUUUUCUCGCUCGCCUCUGGCUCUCUCCUUGUCGCUCGUCAGACCACAGACACUUGCGAUGCCUCUAAUGCCUGCAUAUCAUCCUCCGGCUGCACUGGAAGAUGUGCACCUGUCUCGUCCGGUGGAGGACCUGCUGUAUGCCAGGAUGUAUGUGUGAUAAAUGGUGAAGCUGUGAGCAUAUUUUGUCCGGCAUGUUAUGCUGGAGAUGCAGAGAGUACGGGGGCGGCAUGUGCUAUUGAUGCUAGUGCGAAUUGUGUGCUCAGUGUGUAAUUUAGCACAGGACUAAGGAGCAUGUAGGAGACGUUGUCUAGUGCAAGUGGGGAAGGAUAUUCAAUACCCUAGAUAGCAAACUUGAAAGACAUAUGUUUGUUUUGUGAAAAAAAAACGGAAGAUCUCCAAUCUGAUUGGCUGUUAUUAAGGGUUCUUGCUCAUUCUCAAUAGAUCACUA
Molecule: messenger RNA, 675 nt
Organism: Lentinula edodes (shiitake mushroom)
Lineage: Eukaryota; Fungi; Basidiomycota; Agaricomycetes; Agaricales; Omphalotaceae
Exons: 2
Coding region: 195-497 (100 amino acids)
Source: RefSeq, a predicted model, not a curated record